Colletotrichum karsti is the source of this 501-nucleotide messenger RNA. RefSeq lists its product as uncharacterized. The coding region runs from base 1 to 501 and encodes 166 amino acids. The transcript is spliced from 2 exons. Lineage: Eukaryota; Fungi; Ascomycota; Sordariomycetes; Glomerellales; Glomerellaceae. The record is from RefSeq and is a predicted model, not a curated record.
AUGACAAGACCGCUAACUGUUCACAGCGGCGCCGAUGCCAACGUGCCUCGCAAAAACGGGCUAACCGACAAGCGCAAAACCACCGUUUAUCAGAUCAACCCAUGCAACACGGCGGCCAAACUGUACGAAGCUGUCGUGAAGGACCUUCGAAAUCUUGAUUUCUCACUUGAAUUUGAAGAUUCGAGGAUACUCUUGAGACUCAUCGGGUAUCUUAUUGAGGUUAUCAGGAAGAAGCUGGAGGACAAACAUCUCAGAAUGAACGCUGGGCUCAACUUGAUUCACUCGGUACUUAACACUUGUGGUGCCAUACAGACAGCUAUCAAGGACUUUCCAAAAGAUUCAUAUCUUGAGCAUAAGGAGAUUUCAUCUCGCGGGGUCAUAGAGCUGUUGGUCCGCGUUGUUGUGCAGAAGUUUGGCAUUGCACAGCAUAACAAGAUCGACAGCGAGGCUUUCUUCCUCGGUAAGAUACUGAAGAUUCCAACAUCUACUGCACUCAAAUGA